Molecule: messenger RNA, 162 nt
Organism: Stylonychia lemnae
Lineage: Eukaryota; Ciliophora; Spirotrichea; Sporadotrichida; Oxytrichidae
Source: the annotation of a GenBank genome assembly
AUGUGCAAUUAAACUCUCAUCGCACCUACCUCGACCUGCAAGCAACAGAAAAAACAAAGGCCAGCUAAUUAGCUGGCCUUUGCUUUUUCUUCAAUGUCGUGUUUCUUUAAGGUGAUGAGAUUGCCAAUCAAUCGCCAUCACAUUUCAGGACAUAAAAACUGA